AAGGCCAGCGCUGAUUGGCUGCGGCUUUCCCUUUCUCCAAUCAGAAACGCGUUUGUUGCAAGGCCGGUUGUGAAGCUUCUGUGAGUGGAGAUGGCCACUGCAGCGGGGCUGGUCCCAGUCUGGCUGUAGUCUCCCCUCCUCAGCCUGCGCUUAUGGCGCUUAGUUUCAGGCGAGGCCGGAAGGGCCCCUUUAAACAUAUAGCUCAUGGCCUGGUCCCUGCUGCUACCAUAGCUCCUAAACCUGCAGUUCCCCGCACCCCUCCCCCUCGUAGUCCAAACCCUUCUCCAGAAAGGCCCAGAUCUGCCCUAGCAGCAGCUAUUCUAGUGACAACUUUAACUGGGCGUACCGUUGCUAUUCCCCAGCCUCGUCAACGAUCACUUUCUGAAAGUGAUACCAGCUGUUUGGAACAAGAAUGUUUUAUUGAGCCCUAUGCCACAGUCACUGAGCUCAAACUGGGGCCCAAUUGGAAGCAUGAUGACAGUGAAAGAUCUCCUGUGCAGUCACUGGAAGGGUCAGGCAAUCUUUGUGAAGAUGAGAACAUGGACACAUAUCUUUCAGAGACAGAAAAAGAGCCAGAGCACAACUAUCAGGGUACAGAGAAAAGAGAGGAAAGCUUCAGCAAUGAUGCUGUUUAUGCUGUUCCCUAUAAAAAUAAAAAGGUAAAGCUUCCAGUAUCUUCUAGUGUUGAUCUUGAUGAGAAUGAAAUUUCAUCCCAUGAAGCUGCAUUUCCGAUUUUAGUAGACCAGUCAAAUAUACAAGUGGAAGAAGAUGAACCUCCUAUUCUGAAUUUAAAGGAGCAAAAACUGGCAGUUGAAAAUCCACUAAGCGAAAAGCCUCCACGAUCCCCAGAUGUAUCUGUUCGGACAAGACAAGGACAGUUGGAGACAACUAAAGAGAAGUUCCAAGAACUAAAACAAGAAAAUUGGUCUCUAAUCAAUGCAAAUCAGACUAUGGCCCUACAACUUGAGGAACUAAAACAACAAAUAAAGGAACUACAGUUAAAACUUAAGACACUGGAAAAAGAAAAUAAAAAAUGUAGAAAAGCUGCAGAGAGUUCACAUAAGGAAGAGGAAGUUGCAGAAUUGCUUUCAUUGAGACAACAAGCUCAGGAACUGGUAGAUGAAAAUGAUGGUUUGAAAAUGACUGUCCAUCGUUUGAAUGUGGAAUUGAGUCGCUAUCAAACCAAAUUCAGGCCGUUGUCCCAAGAUGAGAAUAUAAAAAUUGGAGGUCUGCCAGCAAAAGGGCCACCCCCUCCCUGGCUGCUAGAUAUGAAAUACUUGUCACCUCUCCUAUUGUCAUAUGAAGACAGAAUGCGAGAAAAGGAGGAUUUAAAUCUUGCACAUGAGGAGGAUAUGAAGAAGUUUAGGAUACGAGUUGAAGAAUUGGUGAAGGAAAAUGAACAACUGCACCAGCAAUUAAAUAAAAAUAGUUCUAUUACCCUGAAGGAAUGGCAGCAGCUGCAAACUCAGGCAAAGCUGGUUUUGGAAGAAAAUGGAGUGUUGAUGAAGCAACUUGAAAUUCAGCAGGCUAAAGCAAAGGAGAGUUACAACCAACAUCUUCAGGAAGUUUCAAAAUUGACCAAACAGCUAAUGGUUUUGGAAGCUAAGAAACAGAGCCAGGAAGAGGAGAUAUCAGAGAAUCAGAAGCAGCUGAAGUCUUUAUGCUCCACAUGUGAAGAACUGAAAGCAAAUCUGAAUGGCAGAGUAACAGCAGAGGAGCAUGUUGCUUUGGUAAAUGCAUUAAGAAGUCAGUUACAACAGGAACAGGAAAAGCAAAGUGCUGAGAUGGAAGAUCUAAUGGAAAGGCUAGCAUCAUUGCAAGCACAGAAAAAGAGCCUGCUCUUAGAGAAGAAUGACCUAGUUGCUGAAAACAAGAUCCUGGAAGCUGAGCUGAAAAUGGCACAAAAGACAAAUAGGAAAUCACAGAAGAAAAUAUGUCUUCUGAAACAGCAGUUGGAUGAAGCAAUGGAAAAGGAAGUGGCAGCUCAUCAGUACUUAGCAAAUCUUAUUAGCUUGGCAGAGAAUAUAACUCAGGAACGUGACCAUCUUAUACAUUUGGCCAAAUGCUUGGAAAGUGAGAAGCAUGGAGUUCUAAACAAAAUAAUAGAAGGGAAUGUACGCUUAGGAAGAUUAGAAGAGAAGGUUCGGGUAUACAAAAAGAAAGCUGCUGGGAAGCUUGGAGACAUCAAUCUCAAAAUGACGGAGCAAGAGAAGGAAUUUGCUGGGAAGGCUUCUCAGUACCAGCGUGAAAUGAAGCACCUCCAGCGACUGCUGCAAGACAAGCAAGAAACCCUUGAUGAAGUGCUGCAGCAGAAAAGAGAAGUGGAAGGUGAACUUGAAAUAGUUUGGGAAUCUACCUCCAAAGAGAACCGGAGAAUGAAAGAAUUCUUGCAUAAAUCUCUGAACAACAACAACAUGUGGAGCACUGUCCGAGUUUAUGAAUCAUAUUUAGAUGAAAUCUCUCAGAAGGACUUUAUUUCUGGAUAUGAUUUUAGCUACUGUGAUGUGAAACCAUCAUCACCCACAAAAAAUCAAAGUAAACAGGAACCUCCGUGUUAAGGACAAAGGUGCCUCUACAUCUUGCACAAGAAAGGAUGAUCCCAAAGAAACAACACACGAAUGGCUCUACAUCUGAAUUAGACUCUCCUCAACCACAAAAUAUGUUACAACAAAAAAGCAUUUAUGAUCUUUGAUACUGAUACAUACAUUAACUGGAAUUGAUAACAGCAUAUUCUCGCUCUCGUAGUUAUAUUUUUAAUAUAGAUUUUAAUAUUAUUGAUGUCAUUUGAUAAAAGGCCACUGCUAAUCCAGUAGAAAUGUAGUAUAGCACUAGUCACGACUCUAAAGCCGGCAGUACUGAUCAAAUUAAAGGGAUAUAUAAUUGCAGAGCUUGGCAUUCUAAUUGCCAGACUCACCAAGCACAUAAAUCCUAGGGUUACUAUUUCCUAUUCACUUGUUUUGUAGUAGAGACUCUCCUAUAUGGUAAAUAAUGCUUAUGAUUUUAUAUGGUUUAAUUGAAAUGCUAGCAGUUUUCAUCUAUAAACAAUCCCAUACAGUAGUUUAAGUAUCCAAAAUGUGGAGAUUUAAUCAAACAAAAUACAUAGAAAACA
Messenger RNA from Chelonoidis abingdonii (Abingdon island giant tortoise), 3109 nucleotides. Lineage: Eukaryota; Metazoa; Chordata; Testudines; Testudinidae. The record is from RefSeq and is a predicted model, not a curated record.